Molecule: messenger RNA, 2247 nt
Organism: Pseudomyrmex gracilis
Lineage: Eukaryota; Metazoa; Arthropoda; Insecta; Hymenoptera; Formicidae
Product: homeotic protein female sterile
Exons: 8
Coding region: 669-1871 (400 amino acids)
Source: RefSeq, a predicted model, not a curated record
UUCAAUGUCACUAAGGUGAUUUUCGAAAAAUAUAUAUUUUUUAGUAGUAUGCGUCUCUCAGAAAUAAAUUGUGUAAACCUGAUUAUAUACAUCGUGAUAUUGUAGAGCGUAUAAUUGAAAUAAAAUUGAUCGAGUAGUUUCUACAACAAUUUAUUUUAAAAUAUCUUAUUUAUUUUUAUUUUAUACAUAUACUGCGAUAUUUUAUUAUUGACAGCGUAGAAAUGGAUUUGGUGCAAAAAUUGUUGUUAUUGUUGUUGUAAGCGAAUUAAUUAGAUCAACUUAUUCGGUUUGAGUUCUAUGUGCAUCGCUAACAAUGAUUCUGUAUUUGCAAUUAUAAACAUGUUUUCUCAAAUACAAAGAUUAAACGAUAAAUAAAAUGUAAGCGACAAUAUUUUUAUUUUCAAACAAAUUAUAUAGCUAAAGUGAUAUCGAAAAAUUAUCUGUACACACCGUUUUUCUGGUUGAAUUACAUAAUCACAUUCUCCAAUAAUUUCUCACUCGCGCAAAAACUGUCCGCAAAAAAAAACAAUUCGUCAUCCUAAAUAUUUUUCGAGGAUCUUCUUAGCUGUAGACUCUGUACUUUAUGUAUAUAAUCCGUUAUAACCUAUACUUUAUCGAAUGAAUGAUAGGAUUCUAUAGUCGGAGACUUCCCCCUUCCAGCUACAGUUAUGGUCAGCGGAAGACCGCAAAAUGAGGCCACGCAACGUGAAGAAAACUCCGGAUCUCUUCCAUUCCUUCAAUUCACUGAUGGAGGAAUUCGAGUGAACUUCGGAGGAUAUCACGCUGAGGCCGGACUAGGCGGUCUUCUACGAGGUGCAGGAACGGGUGGCCUUCACGCAAGUGUGGGAACCCCAUGGGGUGCGCAUGCAGGCGCCGGAUUAGGCGGUCAAGUAGGCGCAAAUGAUGGGACUCUCGGCGGCGGUCUGUACGCUCGUGCUGGACUUGGUCGAGGAAGACCGGAAGCGGCGGCCGGACUUGGCGGGCGAUUGGAUGGACGUUCAACGAAACCGAUUUCAGGUGGGAUGUAUGCAGGUGCGACACCAGGUGGUGGCCCAGGACCCGGCGUGUUCCUCGGCGGAGGUGUCGGCGCAGCUGGAGGUAUCGACGGAUUCGCGAGCGGCAGCGCAACUAAGGAAACCGAUGUGAAUCCACGUGCGACAGCCGACGCGGCAGCCGGCGCAGCAGCCAGCGCCGAUGGAGCUGCGAGCGAAACAAAGCCGAAGAAGGGUUACACCAAUAUACAGAUUAUUCCCUCAAGAGAAAAAAACGCGCAGAAGAAAAACGAGAAGGUGGCGCUUGAAGCUGCUGCGUCAGUUGACACGUUCGCGGACGAAAAGACCAAGUCGCAAGACAAAGAGACACGACGUGCAAUAAAUGCUGAAGUCGGUCUGGUCAAAUCGGCUUACAUUGGAGCGGCGCCAGUUGUCGGAGUUGUAAAAUCUGUGGAAAAACAAGUUGUAGUACCUGCAGCUGCUGCACCUACGCAGGCUACGAUUCAAGCAAACGCCACCAUCAAUGCAGUCACGAUACCUGAGAACAAUCAAAACGUCGUCGUCGGUACGAAGACUGUGUAUCCGCCUCGAUGGUAUUUCAGAAAGAGAUUUUGGGCCGCUCCCAGAAAAACGGUUUACGUUGGUCCAUCAGCGGCGAUCGAUACUCAGAGCUCACCUUCGGACGUGGUCGGCGAACUUUUCGCCAGCGCGGUGGGUAAUGACGGCGGCGCAAUCGACGCGAGCAAAACUUACACCGGCGGUGGCGCAAUUACCGCAAGCAAGACCUACACCAGCGGGUCUCUCUUCGAUGAUAUUUUUAACAUCCCAAUUUCUACUCUGGCAGCUGUUAAUCAAUUGUUGAAAAAUAACGUUGGCUGAAAAAUAACUCAUUGUGAACUCGUAUUCAAAAUUAUUUACUAUAUAAUUAGUUAGACUUUGGAACCAUCACUAUUCAAGAGCUAAGAUCAAGCGCUUUUUUGCAAGGUCCCCUGAAUAUAUUUAACAACGUCGUCAUUCGUCGUUGCUUAUAUUAAUUUUUUUUUUCGGCGGAUAUUUUCUCUCCUGCAUGCCAAACACGAGAUGUCCUUCUUGUGAUUCCCCGUACGUGAUUAGAUUGCGCUAGCAAGUAAUUUCGCAUAUUACGACAUUAUUUCUUUGUCCCUCAACCCACAAAUCAUCCAAGCAAAAUGUAUUUUAAUUACAAAAAUGUAUUUUAUUUUUUAUCUGACUUGUAGCAUUUUAAUAAAGUUUUAUA